AUGAGGAAAAGAGAGAGAGAGAAUCCGUGUGGGGUUUGUGGGCAUUACCACAAGUACGAGGAAGGUGAGGUCUGCGGCAUCUGCGGCCACCGCAUGCCAGCCGUAUCCGAUAAUUCUGACGCUUCUUCGAACCACGUUAGCGCCUUCCCCUCCGAGAUCCUGCCGGAGUUCCUCUACUUGGGCAGCUACGAUAACGCUUCCCGCGCCGAGCUUCUCAAGACACAGGGUAUCUCGCGUGUCCUCAAUACGGUUCCUGCUUGUCAAAAUCUGUACAAGAACUCAUUUAUCUACCACUGCCUUCAAGAUGACCAAAAAUUGCCAUUUGAUGAUGCGAUCAAGUUUCUCGAACAAUGUGAAAAAGACAGGGCACGGGUUCUUGUUCAUUGCAUGUCAGGGAAAAACAGGUCGCCAGCAAUGGUUAUGGCUUACUUGAUGAAAAGCAAAGGUUGGAAACUUGCACAAAGUUACCAGUGGGUGAAAGAGCGGAGACCAUCAGUUGAACUAACUCAAGCGGUCUUCCAGGAAUUAAAGGGCUAUGAACAAAAGAUUUUCGGUUCAACAGAGAACAGCGUUUCCAUGCCAAGCUUCUCACCUUCAAGCCUGCCAUCCUUCAGCUUCGGCUUCCCAAUGCCCAAUGAUCCACCAGUUCCUGUUCCUGUAUUCAAAAACAGCGGUUCCACUUCAAUUUUUUCCCACCAACCACAUGACAUUCCUCAGGAAUUCAGCUUUGGAGCAGGGGGCACACGGGAAAAGACUUCUGGUGACAUUACUACUUUCGACCCGAACACAAAUAUUUCUAACGAUAACGAUAUUCCCAUGGGUGGUUCUUGA
This is a messenger RNA of Fraxinus pennsylvanica, 831 nucleotides long. NCBI's taxonomy places the organism in Eukaryota, Viridiplantae, Streptophyta, Magnoliopsida, Lamiales, Oleaceae. The record is from the annotation of a GenBank genome assembly.